AAAAUGUUGCUUAAUUGUAUUAGACAAAGGCCAGUAACUACUUGGAGAUCAGAUUAUGGUUGUGAUAUUAAUGAAGUAUUUUCUAUGCCUUUUGGGGAUGAUUUGUGUGAACGUUGUAUUCAAAUUAAAUCAGAAAAAAUAAAUGAAGGAGAAAGGAAAAUGAAGACAAAUCGAAGAAUUUUAAAUAAAGGUAAAUAA
This is a messenger RNA of Meloidogyne enterolobii, 198 nucleotides long. The record is from the annotation of a GenBank genome assembly. Lineage: Eukaryota; Metazoa; Nematoda; Chromadorea; Rhabditida; Meloidogynidae.